CUUUAACUGGCUUGUGGUACCUGCUAAAUUUACUUGUUUUUCUUAACCGUGCAACAUAUACUGGAAUUUGUACGUUGAGCUUGAAGGCUUAUUGAAUUUGGUUGCUGGGGUUGCGGAGAUCAAGUAGAGCACUCCUCUUGAGGUUUUCCUGGGAGCAUCAAUGGCAUUCUUGGUGGUAGUAGUAGCUUGUUGGCUUGCUUUGGGGUUCUGUACCUGCUUUGCUAUGUUGAAAUGGAAUGACAUAACAUAUAGUAGAAGAAAAGGCUUGCCUCCAGGGACUAUGGGUUGGCCAGUUUUUGGUGAAACUACAGAGUUCCUCAAACAUGGACCAAAUUUCAUGAAAAAGCAAAGAGCAAGGCAUGGAAGUUUAUUCAAGACUCACAUAUUGGGGUGUCCAACUGUUGUUUCCAUGGAUCCUGAGCUCAACAGAUACAUCCUUAUGAAUGAAGGAAAAGGGCUUGUGCCUGGCUACCCUCAAUCCAUGCUUGAUAUACUAGGGAAAUGCAACAUUGCAGCCGUGCAUGGUUCUGCUCACAAGCGCAUAAGAGGGUCAUUGCUGUCUCUCAUUGGCCCUCUCGUGAUCAAAGACGAGCUUCUCCCAAAAAUUGACAAGCUUAUGAGAUCUUUCCUUGAGAACUGGAAUGAAGAAAGUACUAUCGACAUCCAAGAAAGAACCAAUGAGAUGGCGUUGUCCCUAUCCUUCAAGCAAAUUCUUGAAAAGGAAUCAACUUCAUUAUAUGAGAUUUUCAAACCAGAGUUUGAUAAGUUAUUAGUAGGAACGCUAUCACUGCCUAUAAACAUUCCAGGGGCAAAUUACCAUCAUGGGAUCCAGGGAAGGAGAAGAAUCAUCAAGAUGUUGAAACAGAUUAUGGAGGAGAGAAGGGCCUUUCCAACAGUCUACGAUGACAUGCUUCACCGCCUUCUAGAUUGCAAAGACUCAAAGUACAAUCUCUGCGACGAGGAGAUAAUUGAUCAAAUAAUUACUAUCAUGUACUCGGGUUAUGAAACUGUCUCGACUACUUCAAUGAUGGCCAUCAAGUAUCUCCAUGAUCAUCCUAAAGCCCUUCAAGAACUAAGAGAAGAGCAUGUCAGUAUCCGAGAAAAGAAAAAGCCAGGGGAGGCAAUCGACUGGAAUGAUUACAAGUCUAUGAGUUUUACUCGUGCUGUAAUUUUUGAAACCUCAAGGUUAGCUACAAUUGUUAAUGGGGUAUUGAGGAAGACAACAGAAGAUAUGGAAGUAAACGGAUUUACCAUUCCCAAAGGGUGGAGAAUAUACGUUUACACAAGGGAAAUUAAUUAUGAUCCAUUCCUUUAUCCAGAGCCUUUAUCCUUCAAUCCAUGGAGAUGGCUGGAUAAGAACUUGGAGUCUCACAAUUACUGCUUCCUAUUUGGAGGAGGCAGCAGGCUAUGUCCUGGAAAGGAAUUGGGCAUUUUCCAAAUUUCUACUUUCCUUCACUAUUUUGUUACCAGUUACAGGUGGGAGGAAGUUGGUACAAAUGAAAUCCGCCAAUUCCCAAGAGUUGAGGCACCCAAGGGACUGCACAUUAGGGUAUCAAAGUACAGAACAGUUUCUAACAAACAUUACCUCUAAAGAAAUGAAGAUAAUAGCAUGUAUAUAUUACUGCCAAGACUGACAACUGUGGGAAGACUCAGCAUCACCUGGGACAAUGCGAUGUGAAGCUGAGCUGGGCUGAAAUUACCUGGGAAGCUGAAAAGGAAAGCAGCUGCUACUUGAACCUGGGCCUGGAAGAAGCCCUCUUCAGCCACAAAGUUAGAUUUUUUUGUGUUGGGAGGAUUAACCCAUUUUUGGUUAGAUACUUUUCAUGUGAAAACAAUAGAAAAGCCAGGGGCAGGUAGUCUGUGACAUGUGCUUUGCAAAAACGUUUAGGGGAGGCUUCA
Theobroma umbraticum is the source of this 1899-nucleotide messenger RNA. Its product is annotated as cytochrome P450 85A1-like. The record is from RefSeq and is a predicted model, not a curated record. Gene Ontology annotation, biological process: brassinosteroid biosynthetic process; multicellular organism development; brassinosteroid homeostasis. Gene Ontology annotation, molecular function: oxidoreductase activity, acting on paired donors, with incorporation or reduction of molecular oxygen; heme binding; iron ion binding. NCBI's taxonomy places the organism in Eukaryota, Viridiplantae, Streptophyta, Magnoliopsida, Malvales, Malvaceae.